GUUCUUCGUGCGAUUCUCACAGUAUUCCUUCACAGUAUAGCUACUGCUACAUUCAAGCCAAAUCCGUAUCUUUUAAUUUGCGAUACAAAGGUAUGAAUUUUCUAAAUUUUUUGAUCAUCCUCGCCACCAGUACGAUUAACUGCGGUAAGUUGCAACGGACUCCUUUUACUGUUUUGAAUAUCCAUCCAACAUUCAUUUUUUUUCUGCCAGUAAGCGGCGAACCCGAUGCAAUAUACUAUUUCGAAGUGGACGAGGAUCGCUUUUUCGCAUUCCAAGAAGUGAAAUACAAUGACAUAGAGAAACAUUACGUGGUACGAACUCCUUUUAAACAUAGCCGCAUACGCGCAGCUUGUCCACGUGAUGGUGAAUCAGAUCCUUCCACGCUUGAAAUACUAAAUACAGUGUCGGGUAAAACGGCCAUAAUUGCUACUUGCAAAACAUCCCCUAAACCUCAAAUUUACCGUUCCAGAGAACCAAAAGUUCACAACGCCAUAGGAUUUUUGGUUCAUACACCUGGUGAACAAUGGCGUCAUGAAGAUUAUUAUUUGGAGCCUUGGCAUCACAUGGUUAUCGGAAUAAUUUAUUUCCAAUUAAGCACGAUUUUCAAACAAAUUUCAUUUUUGAGGUACAACAUCGUUGGGGGUAAGUCUUUGAAACUAGAGCCGAGCAACGAUACUGAGGAAUAUGCCAAAAACGUCGAUAUUUUUGGUUAUGAUAUGGAUCUUUUAUAUUCUCAACUUGGAAGCUCAUAUCACAUAUGUCAAAGCACCACUAGCUCCUGAAGAGGAUUUCCUCUUCAAUACUUGGAAAUUAGCAGCGCGACAAAAUAUCUUGACUGCCCCAACGUUACGUGAUCUGCAACCUCAAUGGCAAGCUUUGGAGACGUUUAUAAGAAAAGUAUCUCAAAUCAUCGAUGUGGUCGCGGUGACGACAGGAGUUUCUGGAAACUUAUCGAAUUUUCCAAACAAACAGAAAAUGUCGUCAUCGAAACAUCAGUUGCGGGUACCCUUGUACUUCUGGAAAGCGGUUUCCUUAGAGUCUUUUCCCAAGGAUGAGACAUACAGUUACGGUAUCGUGUUCAUUAUGCCUAAUGUGCAAAUAUCAGAUCAGGUUGCCAAACCAGGUUUAGGAAAAUUAUGCUCCGCAUUCGAUAUCGUCGAACUUGGAUGGACAUUUUUGAAGGAUAACCAGUUUGAAAGGUCCGGCAUGUACGGAUGUCCGUUGAAUAACAAUAUAAGUAUGUGGUUACGUGGUGAUGGUGAAGAAGUUGAAAGAGAAUUUCAAGAUUUUAAUUUAAAUUCAGUACUGGCGUUGAAGCUGAAUGAAAAGGGUGAUCGCAUUGUUAAGGAAGUGAAUGUUGUUGAAGAAAUGGGGAAAUUUAAGAAGGUCGAAGGAGAGGAUAUUUGAUUUUUUUCUUGGUGAUAAUUUGCCGUUUAUUGAAUUAUUUCAUUCAUAGAUGAAUACAUUCAUCUUUAUCAUCAAUUAUGAUAAUUUUUAUUGUUAAUUUAUCCAUGAGUAAGGUUUAAAAGCUAUA
This is a messenger RNA of Planococcus citri (citrus mealybug), 1534 nucleotides long. RefSeq lists its product as uncharacterized. The transcript has 5 exons. The coding region runs from base 685 to 1407 and encodes 240 amino acids. Gene Ontology annotation, molecular function: metal ion binding; hydrolase activity; nucleic acid binding. Lineage: Eukaryota; Metazoa; Arthropoda; Insecta; Hemiptera; Pseudococcidae. The record is from RefSeq and is a predicted model, not a curated record.